GAGCGGCAGGCAAAGGGAUAGUGGGAGGUAGGGACGGAGAGGUGUAUUUGCUGCAACGUAGUCCGCAGCCAGUCAAACGAACCGAGCACGCCACGCGUUGCGGACGGAUUGCCUGGAUUUCCGUAAACAGAGCUCUCCUUCCGGGAGCAGAAGAGUAGACGUGGACGAGUAUGAAACCGGGACUCGAAACCACCGACGAGGGCGAGGAAAAUGGCGACGCACUGGAUCAUCGCGAGGGGGAUCCCCGACCGCUGCCCUACGAUUUCGAAAAGGAGCUGAUCCAUAGAUCUAAUCGGCACAUCCGACUUUACGAAACCUUUGUUCCAGUGAGCCAAGUUCAUCCGCUAACCCGGAAGUUCUACGCCCAGUAUGAGCAACGCCAACCGACGGAUACCUUGAGGUACCUUCGGCACACUUGGCCAGAGAAGCAUGUGGAGCGUCAGAGGCAGCUCGUAAAAGCGGUUCCGCUCCUGGAGUCGCAGGUGUACGGCUGGUUGCCGCUUAAAAGUGGAGAGCGGGCCGCCGACCUGAACUUUCUGCAUGCCAAGAAACUGCGCUGCGGCAUGACUGUUCACGGGGAGCGCUUGGUGGCGGAGAGGAUUACGGCGCGUCCUCCGUUUAACGGACUUAGAUUCCUGCUUCACUAAUCCUGCGGCUAGGAAAUGUCACACGCCAUUAUAAAUAUACAAUUUUUUUUUAAC
Molecule: messenger RNA, 701 nt
Organism: Drosophila mauritiana
Lineage: Eukaryota; Metazoa; Arthropoda; Insecta; Diptera; Drosophilidae
Exons: 2
Coding region: 171-647 (158 amino acids)
Source: RefSeq, a predicted model, not a curated record